AUGGAAAUAUACAUUUCCCUUUGCGUCCAUGAGACAAUUGCGGGCAGCGAUGUCGCGGUGCAAAACGCCGACGUCAUGGAGGUAAGUGAGGAGAAGCCAGCUUGCUCAUUUCGAUCCUCAAAAAAAUAUCAAAUUAAACAAAGAACUCAGUCAAAAAAAAAUAUAUGGAACCAAGGAAUCCUUCAACUUCUUUAAGGAUAUUUUUCAAAAAAAGAUAAAUUUUAAAUGUUUCAUUUAUGCCUUUUUGCGGUGGUCAUUCUGCAAACUGUGCGCACUCCUUGACAGCGGGUUAACGGCGGGGCUAAUACGCAUCAACGCUUCAAGCCCCGCAGGCUCUUUACCCCCCGCCGUUCGCCCGUUUUUUGCCGCGCCGUUGCUCUUUUUGCUUCUUUCAUCCGCCGUCGUUCCGCAUUUGCACGGCGGGUCAACCCCACCAACAUGAGAGAUGUAUAAAACUUUUAACUUCCAAUUAAUUUUUUUAUUCUAUUUUUUUGAAAUGUUUUUUUAUUCAUGGCAAACCUGCUGUGGUAGCCAAAGUUAAUUUUUCAAACAUUUUUUUAAAUCUUUCAGAGCAAACUUGAGUGUCAUAGCUUUUUUUGCCCUUUGCAUCUCUUUUUUUCGAAAUAUAGUAUGUUCAGAUUUUGAAUGUCAACCAGCUAACUCCACCCCUGCUGAGACGGUACCUUUUUCGCGUCGAUGUUUUUUCGCGCGGGACUAAUUUUGAUCUUUUUGAUCUAAAAGAUAGAAAAAAAGAAGUCAAAAAUUCAUCCUUAUUAAAGGGCCAUCGUCAUCUGUAGAUAAAACAAUGACGCCAAAGAUAUUGUAGCCUUGGGGGUGGAGUUAGCUGCUUGACAUUCAAAAUCUAAACAGACUAUAAACACAACGGUAUUCGUGUUAAAAAAUGUAUUUAGGUUGGAAUGAGCACUUUUGACCGAUUCUCUCUCUCUCGAUUUGUUGCGAAUUGGGGAAAAUCUGAGCAUUUUAGGCGAUUUACUCACGGGUACAUAGCGGGAGCAAAGUAUAUGUUCCCGCCACAGCCCUGAGAAGUCAACUAAAUCUUUGAAAUUUUUCUGUUGAUCAGAAAAAAGGAAGCUUCUGAACUGGAAAGGGGUGAUGAAGAAAUUGCAAAUUUCCGACUUUCCUAUUUAUUUGAGUCAUUAGUUGAACUUUUUUUGAUAGGAUUUCAGUUGAUUCACAAAAAUUUUUGAAAAGUUUCUUGUGAUGUGGAAUAUUGAAUAUUCGUUACGUGGCCAUCAUUGAACUGAUCUCGAAUCAUGAAAAAAAGUAGACGUUGACGUGAAUUUCUCUCUCUCAUUUUUAUCCACGUGGAAAUGCCACGUGGACAAGGAUGAGAGUAUAUAAGCGGAAUGAUGAGCUGAUCUAGCCAUUGCAAACCAGUUCCCUCGAGCAGGCUCAGAUCCCGAACUCCAACUCCGCGACCAUGCUUUUGGUGAGUUCAGAUCAGUAGAUCUAAAAAUCGAUUGCCGAUCUUGCCGAAUUUUCUAGAGUUUUUGAAAUUGCCGAUUGAAAAAAAUCGAAAUGAAUUCUCGAUUUUCGGAUUCUUCGAGGCUUCAUAUUCCUAGGAAAGCUUUUGAAAAAAAAUGAGUAGGAUUGUUGUAGGAUUGUUGUAGGAUUGCGUCAUUCUGCUAAUUGGCGCGUUUUAACCUCAAAAUUUGAAAAUCGAAUAUAUUCGAAUCAUAAGUUUCUCAAGUUUUUCUGAAAAAAAUUUGAUGUUUAUUUUUUUUUUUUGCUCUAUGUGUUGGAAAUUUCUUUUGGGAAAUUAUAGAACCCUUCGAAAUAAAAGUUUUCACGAUUUUCAAAAAUUUUAUUUCAAUUUUUGAACUAAAUUUAUGGGAAAGUUAUAAAAUGUAUUAGCGAUUAUGUUUAGCAGAAUCUAUCCUACGUUUCACAACGAAAAACAGACAUUUUUGGCUUUUUUCAAAAAUAGCCUUCGAUCCCUAGGUAUUGUGACUUACUUGUACGUCUUUAAAGAUUUAUUGAUAUCCAAUAAACAUCUCUCUUCAGAAACGUAGAUUUAUUCAAAAUGAUAACUGAUUUUUGAAUCAUGUUGUCUAUAAAUUAAUUCAUUUUGCUGCAUUUCCCGAAAAUUUCUGACAUGGAGAAAUUGCCGAUUGCUGGCUAAUCAAUGAUUGAAUGACAGCUUGUUUUCUUUUUUUGAGUUUCUGUUUGAAAAAAAUAACCAAAAACAAAAAAAUAAUAAUUCGAAAUCAAUCUUGUUACGAAAUAAUUAAAACUAGCAUUUCCGAAAAAUUGAAUGACGACGAGGGGUUCAGCUAAAUCAUUAUGAUUCUCGGUAGAAUCAGAGAAGUUUUUCAGGGGUUUCCCGAAAUCCUUAUAGUUUGAAAGCUACCAAACUUAGCAUACUGAAUUGUAUGGCUUAUUUUUUCGAUCCUUCAGAUAAAGAAACAUAUUUUCAGAUAAAAGAAGAUUGCCGCAGGAAUGUACAAAAAAACCGACAGGCACUCUUACAACGGCUACGGUCCAGAAGACGGAAGAGAAAGGUGAAUUUUUUUUUCCUCUGACAUUUGAUGUCAUUUUAGCGUCGGGUUCAGAAUUUUUUAUGAAUUUGCUCAAACAAUCUUUGAUAGACUGGGAAUCGAUCCUCCAUAGUCGCUACCUGCACAAACUUUUUGUUUUGGAGAUAUGAUCUUUCAAAGUUUUUAUCCUUAACCAUGUGACGCCGUUUGGAAGGAAUGCCUCUGCAUGGCAGCUAGGAGCGUGGUGCAGUGGGUAGCGUGUUAGUUUGCGAGCCUAUGAUGAAGGUUCGAAUCCUUUUGCCGCUAACUUUUUUGCCAUUAUUUUUUUAAACGAAUUCUGAUGAGAAUAUUAAAAUUUCAUGAGUAAACCUUUCCAAAUAAGUUUGAUAGCUACUUUCUUUCUAAAAUCGCCUUUUUUUAUGGACAAAAAUUAUGAAAAAUUUUUGAAGUUUUAGCCGACUUCACAUUAUCAGAGACUAGUUUUUGAAAAUCAGCAGAAAAUGUUUCAGUAAAGCGCUGAACCUUCAUCAAAGAUCUUCGCCUGUCAAAAAAAUGCAGCCUUAUUAAAAGGGCCAUCGUCAUCUGUAGAUAAAAACAUUGACGCGAAAGAUAUUGUAGCCUUGGGGGUGGAGUUAGCGGCUUUGACAUUCAAAAAUCUGAACAGACUAUAUAAUUUUUCAAUUAUAUUAAAACUUUUUUCAGCAGCGGACACUUCACCAAGAAUGAAGUGGAAUCGUAUUGAAGGUAUGUUAUUUCACAUCUUUUUUCAAACUCAAUCUUUUUGUUUCAGGAAGAUUCAAUCUGAAGAUGUUGCUUAUGAUAGCACUGCUGAACGCAUGUUAUGCUGAUUCUACCCGUAAGUCACAUGAGUAUUGACAAUCUUAACAUUAUACUUUUUAUUAUUAUAGUCAUUUCACGGUAGAUCUUGGUCGCUAAAUAAAGUAUAUAUGUCUGUUCAGAUUUUGAAUGUCAAGUCGAAUGACGUCAUUCGAAAUCGCUCUGUGGGUGGCUCGCUCUCUGAUUGGUUCAUCUCGCCAUUAGGGAGCGGAGCUUCAGCUAGGACUUGACAUUUGAAAUCUAAACGAACUAUAGUAUCGAUCGUUUGCUGCGGACUUAGGAGCCCGUGUUUUUUGAAUGAGUAGUUUUAUAAAAGUUUGGACUUUAUAGUUGGAAAUGCCAAAAAUUGAAGAGAUUUUAAAAUAAAAAUACCAUGAUCAUGGUUUAAUACCAGCUGAUUAGCAGUUAUAGUCUGUUCAGAUUUUGAAUGUCAAGUCGUCGCUCAAGCUCCGCCCUAAUGGUGCGAUAAAACAAUCAGAGAGCGAUUCAUCCACAGACUGUUUUUGAAUGACGUCAUUGCACUUGACAUUAAAAAUCUGAACAGACUAUAAUGCUCUUCUCUAAGCUGCAGUCGAUGAAGAUUUUUAACUUGCAGAAUCUUGCUGCAAGAGGCCCAUGUACGCGUACGGGUCUGGAGACGCUAAACCAUCGGAAUGCACAUCUGAGAAGGUCAAGUGUACCGAAGCGCUGGUUUAUGUGGACCAGGGUCGAGGCAAUGGACCAGUCUGUUUGUUUUUAUUGGCGGCGGAGAAGAGCAGUACGAUCACAUUGAUCAAAACUGACGUGAAUGUCAAAUUCCUCAAAGAAAUCAUCCACAAGGGGCCGGGCAAGUUUCUUUCCAUAAUGAAAAAAAAAUGA
This is a messenger RNA of Caenorhabditis auriculariae, 4193 nucleotides long. NCBI's taxonomy places the organism in Eukaryota, Metazoa, Nematoda, Chromadorea, Rhabditida, Rhabditidae. The record is from the annotation of a GenBank genome assembly.